Molecule: messenger RNA, 1137 nt
Organism: Helobdella robusta
Lineage: Eukaryota; Metazoa; Annelida; Clitellata; Rhynchobdellida; Glossiphoniidae
Exons: 4
Coding region: 1-1137 (378 amino acids)
Source: RefSeq, a predicted model, not a curated record
AUGACUGCGAAGCAUUUUAAAAGUCCAACAAUGAUAACUCUUAUAACGAUUUUAUUCGAAGUUAUAGACUGGGGACAUUUUACGUCAACAAGCUCUGCUUCCAACCCAAAUUAUUAUUUUUAUUAUGAUUCAUAUUACGCUGUUGAUGGCAAGAAGUUCAUGAAUGACAGUUUAGCAUUUUGUUCUCUCACCGUGCCAGGGUUCGAUCCCCAUUGGAUCGGCGUGGAUCUAAAGAAUUUGUUCACAAUAUUCUACACUAUCCUUUAUGCUGGGACAAAUCAUGCCGGUUUUCCAAAAAGAAACGAUCUGGACUACUUCAUAGUGGGAGUGAGUAACAGGUCUCUGGAUGUUCACCCGCCAGUGAGAGGCACAUUGGAUCUCUGUGCUCAAUACCCAGAUGUAGUUGCUUCGAAACAGGUGGUUCGAUUGAAUUGCUCUUCUACUACACCUCCAGCCAGAUACGUCAUACUGCUACAACCUUCCAACUCUACUGGAUACAUGUCUGUUUGCGAAUUUGAAGUCUAUGGAGUUCCCUAUGGAAGUAUGAAAUAUAAUAUUAACAGAUGUUUAGACAUUAAAUUUUUACCUCUAUUUAUAAUUUUUGAAGAAUUCAAAACCAACCUGCUACUGAAGAGUCCAAGCACGAGCAGUUCAUAUCUAACUGUUGGUUGUGGAAAUCUGACUGCUGCAUUGGUGGUGGAUGGAUUUCACGAUCCCUAUUUUAGUAACUGCCACUGCGGCAUCACAGCAGACACAUAUGGAAAACCAAAUUGGUUUAAAUUUGACAUGAAGACUGGUUACAACGUUGACUACAUUGCUUUCACGUCCAGACGUUGGGAAGAUCCACCGACCAAUAUGGACUUCUUAGCUCGCCUUUCGGACAACUUCACCAUUGGACUGACAAACGUUACCUCAACACCAGUGAGGAAUAAUUAUCCAUCGUGUGCUACCUGGCCAGGUUAUGUCAAAGUCGGGAGCAGAGUGGAAAUGAAAUGCAAUGCCAAUCUGCCCAAAUACAGAUACCUGAUUGCGCAAGCAAGUCCCACUGCAAGCGGGAAAUUCAUGAUUUGCGAGCUAGAAGCCUACGAGCCCACUGACGCGAGUAUUUAUUUUAUUUUCCAAUUUUCUGUUGUCUAA